AGAAAAGUCUCACUCCCAUUCUGACUACUGCCCCGCCAGCGUGCUGCUGCCACCCUGUACAGAGCUGACACUGGUUUGACCUUCCAUGCUGGCAGCUCUGAUUCAGCCAGAUGCCUUUUUUCCUCCUUGGUUUCUGCUGCAGUGCACAGGCUCACAGAAUGGUACAUACAUAUACACGUAUACACUGAUUUUACCUAUUCAUUCUCAUUUAUAUCUACAGCACAAUCUCUUACAGUCUGGAAGGAAGCAUCUAUGUCCAUUUUAACUUCUAAACAGAUGGUUCUAAGUAGUUCUAAAGAAUUGCUUGUGACCAUGCAGUCUUUCCACUGGCAGUGAGGUGAGCCCCAAGUGUUGGACUGUACAUAUAAAGGUAUUAAAAGUAAGUCUUAUUAAAGUUAAAUAAUGUGUUUUCAUGCCAAAUGUUUUUAUUCUUAUAUCUCAGAAAAGGUUCAAAAUGCUGAUGUAGUCUGCUGUUAAACUGAGGUCAUAUUUAGCUUAAGUGCUUUAAUAACUGAGAGAUUAAGCCAAAUUUCACAGUGCCUCAGUUGCAGAUGUCUGAGGAGUAGCUCAGCAGCCAGCAGUUGCCAUAUCUGUCUUCCUUUGUUUUCUGUGCAAGGUUAUUCUUAUUUUCUUAUUGACAUUUCAUACUAUCACUACCUUCUUUUUCCUUAAUUGAAGAUUUUUGAGUGGUCUUGCCUGUUUUCAGGCUGCUGGUUUACAUAAAUUUCCCUUGUGCACUUCUUUCUUUGCCUCACCUAUUUUACUGUAUUGUAGAAGGUUGCUUUGAACAGUGUAUUGCCUGAGGUGUCCAAAGCAACAUACUUCAGUUCUCAGGAGCCUGGCUUUAGUGAUGGAUGUUUUGUAGGUGUCUGAGAUGUUCAUAUUUGGGAUCUUAGCCUAAUGUUUUACUCAAAGGCAUAAAGACAUUGAAGGACUGGUGGGUCUCAGGCUGUGGCAGGUUUAAGUUGUCUGGUUUACAGGUCAUACAGAAGAAUGGUAAUGGCUGUUGCAUAGGGCAAUUUCAUAUAUUACUUUGAGUUUGAAGUUGUUGCCUUCAUUUGACCCCAGAUGGCAGCUAAGUAGAGCAGCUUGUGCACUCCAAUCCCCCACUGAGUGGGGAGGAGAAUUGGGGAAAAAAUUAAUCCUAUGAUUUGAGAUAAGAACAAUUUAAUAAUUGAAACAAAAUAAAAUAUAGUAGUACUAAGUUACUAUAAUUGUAAUGAAAAGGAGAGAGAAAGGAAUGAAGUGCAGGAGAAACAAGUGAUGUAGAAUACACUGCUCAGUGGGCUGGAUGCCCAGCCCACGCCCGAGCAGUGCUGGGCCCCUCCCGGCUGACUUCCCCCAGUUUCUGUGCUGAGUGUGCCCUCCCAUGCUGUGGGAUAUCCCUUUGGCCUGUCCGGCUCAGCUGUCCUGGCCAUGCUCCUCCCAGCUCCUUGUGCAGCUUCUCACUGACAGAGCAUGGGAAAAUGAAAAGUCCUUGACUAUGGGUAAGCACCACUUAGCAACAACCAAAACAACAGUGUGUUGUCAACAUGAUUCCCAUAGUAAAUCCAAAACAGCACUAACCAGCCACCUAGAAGGAAAUUAACUCUAUUCCAGACAAAACCAGGACAGUUGUAUGUUUCCUUAAUUCUAGAUGUGCUUCUGAAUGUUCCAGACUUUGUGCUGGUCUCUUCUGUGUUUUUCAGAAGUUAUGAAAUAGCUUGCUUUCAGUUUGUCCACAGAUCUUGGUUACUGCUUGCUUAAAAACAGUAAAUAGUAUAUUAGUGAUUACUCAGCUUUUUCUUCCACUUACACUAUCUAUCGUUGUCUUAGCCUUAAGGGUCCGACCUUGUAAUUUGCUGUGAGAAUAAAAUAUUGGUGAGAAAUUGUUCUUCAUGCUUACAAAAGGGUUUUUCUGUGGUUUUGCUUAAAGUGCUGAAGCAGGAGUUGAGAGUAGAUUAAGCAGAGUACUUGAAAUAUUAGCAGUUAUGUUCUAAUCACUUCAGGUAGGGGGUAGAGCUGAUAUUUGCCAAACAAAGUGCAUGUUGGAGACAGAAGAAAUUUUUCAAUUCCAGUAGGCAGACCAUUAAGCUAUUAAUCAGGUCUUGUUUGGGUUUUUUUUUCCCACUUAAUAAAAGUGAGGACUUUUUUGAAACACUACAAUUACCAAAAUUUUCCACGUUUGGUUACAAUGGAGGGGAGAUGAGUAUCUCCAAAGAGUGAAGCUGGUUGAAGCUGGUAGCCCAACCAAAAGAAAGGGAAAAGCUUCUUGAAGGGGGAUACAUGUUCAGUACUAAGUGUUGCUGACCUCCUGAUUUGCUCUCUGGGAGGGAAAUGAAUUAGGUAAAAAUGUUAUGGGAAAAAAAAAAGCAUAAUGAAAGUGAUAUAUGUAUGGGAAAUGUUCUCUAUGGUAGCAGGUGUGCUGUCAUAUGCCACAGCUAUGCAAGUACUUAGCCUUAGUUUUGUGUUCUAGUGCAAUAGCCAAGACUUCAAAGAAGUUCCUGCUUGUCCAUAGGAAGGUGAUGAAAUGGAAAAUGCAACCAAAACAAAGCUGUUGGCAUGGGGAUGUAUAAAGACUUAAGGCUGCACAAGAGAAUUUUCUGGAUAAAAAAAUGGAGUAAUGUAGCUGAGGGACAGGCCCAUGUCAGACAGCAGAGCUGUUGUGAUUCCUGGGUUACAGUACAAAACUCCAAUUCUCUGGGCUGACAAUACAUCCGGAGGGGUUGAAAAAAAUGAAGGCAUAGAUGUGUAUAGGUGUGGGGAAAUUUUAGUUUUGUUGGGGGUUAUUGUCUGUUUGGAUCAUUUUAUUUUUGUCUCAUGUUACUGUGUAAAGGUCAAGGGACAGUUUUAAUCCUGGUGAAGGGUUAGCAUGAGAGGAAGGAUGGCAGAGGGUUAAGACCAUAUACACUUUUCUGUUUGGAUUUCCUUAGUUCAUACUUCUGCUGGGCUUUGUGGCAGAAAUACCACCAGUAAUUAAAAGAAAAAUACAAUGCUUUUUCAUCUGUGUUGUAUGGGAAACAUCAAACUUUCUCCUUUUGAGUAUUGCUGGCACUUAGCUAAUGAUACUAUUCACCUCCUUUUGGUUGAAGAAAUUACUGGCAGUUCUUUCAAUCUAGGAAAGCUUUGGCAGGGCAGGGAGAGCUUGGCUGCUGAAUGCAAAGAAUCCAAGCUGCGCUGCCGAUGAAGGAGAGCCCACAGCUGCUUGAACCCAGACGAUGGUGUGUUUCAAAUAAAGAAAAUGUGUUGCUAGCAGAAAAAAAAUUGAUUUCUUCAAUUGUGAAUCACAUUUUCAGGAGUUUUAAAAGCCAAUAUAGCCUUCUUCCUGGAAAAUGUACUUAUAGUUGAAAUCUACUUGUGGGCAUCAUUUGUAACUGUCCUUUGCACCCUGCCAGAUUCAGGAGUUUGGGGAGAGCUGUGGCUUCUCCUUUCGACUCCUGCUCUCCAGUAAUGGGGGAGCCCUUGGAGCUUGCUGCUCUUCCCAGUAUCGCUCCUCCAAGCGCCCUGGGAGCGCGGGGCGGCCCUGCGAGAAGCGGCUUCAGGUCGCUGACGGCGGCGGCCGAGGCCCCUCGCUUUGUUGUGUGGCUGAGUGACACCGAGCUGGUGACGCUCCCCAGGCAUCUGCUCCUGUCCCUAACACGGCCGGGCCUUCUGUCACCACCGCAGACAGCCUUUAACCCCUGUCCCGGGCGGGGACCGCCCGGACGGCGGCGGCAGCGCUUCGGGCCGGACCUUUCCGAGGCGAGCGGGCGCGGGGGCCGGGCUGGGCGCCGGGGCCCGCCGGCCUGGCGGAGCGGUGCGCGGGGGGGCGGCCGGGGCACCAAAAUAGGAGCUGUCGCUGCGGCCCCGCUGCUCCCUCCGGCAGCGGCUCUUCCAAAGACGGUCAGGGGCCGCCGCGGGCUCGGAGCCCCCGUAAGCGCCGUGCCGGGCGGAUCCGCAGCCAGAGGGUGGCCGGGCUGCGCGGAGCGGCGCGGACAAAGCGGCGGGAGCUGCGGGGCGCGGCGAUGGCCGCGGCCGGGCAGGAGGAGUACGCGUACCUCUACAAGGACCCCGCGCACCCCGCCGGCUUCUUGGAGGCGUUCCGGGACUUUUACCUGGACGGGCUGUUCACCGACAUCACCCUGCAGUGCGCUUCGGGGGUCAUCUUCCACUGCCACAGAGCUGCCCUGGCAGCCUGCAGCAGUUAUUUUAAAGCUAUGUUCACAACCGAUAUGAAAGAAAAAUCCAAAAACCAGAUCAGCCUUCCCGAGCUCAGCCAUGCAGUACUGGAAGCUCUCGUGAAUUACGCAUACACAUCACAGAUCCAGAUAACAAAAAGAAAUGUUCAAAGCCUACUCCAGGCUGCAGACCUGCUCCAGUUCGUGUCAGUAAAGAAAGCCUGUGAGCAGUUUCUGGUAAGACACUUAGAUACUGACAACUGCAUUGGGAUGCACUCCUUUGCUGAAUAUCAUGAUUGCUCGGAGCUGGAGAAAGAGUCCAGAAGGAUAUUGUUAUGGCAGUUUGAAGAAGUAUGGAAGCAGGAAGAAUUUCUGGACAUUGGCAAGGAGAAGCUCUCUUAUAUUCUCUCCAGGGAGAAUCUCAAUGUUCAGAAAGAAGAGGCAGCCAUUGAAGCUGUCAUUAAGUGGGUGGCACACAACGUGGAAGGAAGAAUUGAAGACAUCUGUGAAGUGCUGAGCUGCAUCAAAUUAGACUUAGAUAUUGUGUAUUUGAGGUCAGCUUUAAGCCUGCAAAAAAAAUGCCGACUCAAUGACGGUAAGAUAAGGUCACUCGUAUAUAAUGCCUUGAACCUCAAUCCCAAAGGUCUUUCCAGAAGAUCCACAGCAGCCAUGUAUGUAAUUGGAGGCUAUUAUUGGCAUCCCUUAUCUGAAGUUCACGUUUGGGAUCCUUUAACUGACGCAUGGGUCCAGGGAACAGAGAUGCCAGAUCACACCAGAGAGAGCUAUGGGGUCACUAGUUUGGGACCAGACAUAUAUGUGACAGGAGGUUACAGAACAGAGAGUAUUGAAGCUCUUGACACUGUGUGGAUAUAUAACAGCGAGAGAGAUGAAUGGACAGAAGGCAGCCCCAUGCUCGACGCCAGGUAUUACCACUGUGCUGUUUCCUUAAGUGGCUGCAUUUAUGCAUUGGGAGGGUACCGAAAGGGAGCUCCAGUCCAAGAAGCUGAGUUUUAUGAUCCUUUAAUACAGAAAUGGCUUCCCAUUGCAAACAUGAUCAAAGGAGUUGGAAAUGCCACUGCCUGUGUCCUGCAUGAAGUCAUCUAUGUCGCUGGAGGUCACUAUGGGUACAGGGGAAGCUGCACCUACGAUAAAAUCCAGAGAUACCAUUCAGGUAGCAAUGAGUGGAGUAUAGUCACCACAAGUCCACAUCCAGAAUAUGGAUUGUGUUCAAUUACAUUACAAAACAAGAUCUAUUUUGUGGGUGGACAGACCACGAUCACUGACUGCUAUGACCCAGAGCAAAAUGAGUGGAAGCAGAUGGCUCACAUGAUGGAGAGAAGGAUGGAGUGUGGCACGGUGGUUAUGAACGGAUGCAUCUAUGUAACAGGAGGAUAUUCCUAUUCAAAAGGAACAUACCUGCAGAGCAUUGAGAAAUACGACCCUGAACUGAACAAAUGGGAAGCAGUAGGUAAUCUUCCCAGUGCUAUGCGGUCACAUGGCUGUGUCUGUGUGUAUAAUGUGUAAGCAUUUCAUUUACAUCUUGCUGUUACAGAAAGCAGCAGAUGCAGUAUUCAAAACAGUACUGAUUACCUCAUGAGGGGUUGUCUAAUACAAUCACUUAGUGCACGUUGUUAAUAACUAGAUAUAAUUUGUUCUCACUUUAAACAACUCAGAAACAUAAAUGUGGUAACAAGAUUUCCAUAUAUUUUUCAGUCCAAUCAUUCUUUGUAAUGGAAGUUCUCAAACUGCUCUCUUAUAAUACUUUGUACAGCAGCAUAGGAACUACUGUGAAAAUUUUGAUUUGUUUUUGUUAAUCACUGGAUGAAACUAUGACUUGGUGCUAAGAUGAGAAAAGCCAAACAAAAUACAGUUCUAAGGACUACUGACCUUAAGAUGAAAUCUUUGUAUUCUGAAGGUAGCUGUAGAAAUGGAUCAUUGACACAAGCUAUGUGUAUGUUAUAUGCAGAGCAAUAUCACUGGGAUAACUAGGUUAUCAGAUUCAGAAAUGGGCAUUUACAGGAUGCCUCUAACUCUACCUUCAAGUGCCAGAGCAAAGAAGAGCUUAGGCUAGGAAUGAGGGAAGAAAUGUUGGUAGUAGCCCCAGAGCACAGGCCAAAAGCAUGCACUAGUUUUCCAGAAGGAGAAGUAAAAGGGCAUUUCUCUCUGCCGUUCUCACACUCUCUUCGACAUUGCCAACAACAAAUUAAAAAAUACUCUGCAAGGUUUUGCAAUGGGAUCUUUGGCUGAUGCACAGGUAUUUGUAGUUUGGGUGGUUUUGUGGGGGGAGGGCUGUUCAGAGAAAAGCCUUAAUGUGUUAACUCUUUUUUAAUAUCAAUUCAAGAUGUGUGCCUGUGUGGAAUGGAAGGAGGAAAUGAGAGAGACUGGAAAAUUAACAUCCGCCUGAGCUUCAAACUUCUCUAUUUUGUUUACUACCAUUUUAUCUUUUUUAAACUGUAUCUUGAGCAAAGGUAACAACUAAAGAAACUUGUCAAAAUGUGUUAUGCAUGAAGAAAAACAUGAUCUAUAGGAUUGAUUUAUUUAUUAUUUCUCUCAAAACUUAAUAUGAGAUUUUCAAAUUCUGUGUAGAAAGUGGAUUUUUGUAAAGUGAUUUACAGACAACAGAUCAUACUCUGUGGCCUGACAGUGGUGAUCCAAAUGAAGAACUGCUUUGGGGAACAGAGAAGGCUCUUUUAGCACUGAUCCCCUAGUCCAGUUUAUAAAAUGAAUGCAGAAACAGCUGUUAGACAUUGGUGUGAGAGGCAAGGAUAACACAGGGCUGCCAUAGGGUGUGGUGGGAAUUUCCCACACCAGCACUGCUAUCUAAAAAGAAAUGUAGGUUUUAUUGGAUUUUUCACAGGACUUUUCCAAGCAAUAAGCUCUGAGUUUAUAAUAUUUAUUUUGUUUGAUCAUAAGCAUGUUCAGCUUUUUUUAAAAUUCUUUCUCAUUUUAAUGCUAUUUCUGACUUGCAUUUGACCUCUGGUAGCAGGUGGCACUCAGCUGUGGCUUUGAUGUGAAGUUCUGUGGUGUAUAUGUACAGCUCUUUUUCUGAUAUUUUCAUGUGUUGCCUCACUAUGUCAGAAGCUUGUGUGUGUGUUCAGUGUUUUGCUUUGUUACCCAUCUCACUGAGAACUAUUUGGGGAUCCAAUGUAACUUGUUUAAAGGCUCUAAAGAGGGGUGGAGAAUUGAACUGCGAGGCUGUUUAAAAUAUGUGGGCCAAGCAGAUGAGCAAGAGAUAAAAUGAAUUUGUUUUUCCUGGAAAUCUCUACAGAUGACAAUUGCUCAAGCAUGAGUGGAGAUUGAAAGGAUAACAUCACGAGAACAUGAAGGUGAUCUUUGUAUUGAAUGAAACCACAUUGAACUCAACGUGUUUAUGUAAUUUUUCAGUGCAAAUUACUUACCUGUGAAGCUUCAUGUUUGUUGAAAACAGCUGCUUGUAGCUGGCCUUGAGGUUCAUUCUGGCCUGUAUCCUGUCACCAACAGUCGUGAGUCAGUGAAAGGAUCUAACAAGGUGAGGACUAACAAAACCAAACCUCUCAGUGUCCCCUUGCCAACUGCUUGCAAACUAGGUGCUUGAUGUUGGUGCAAGACAGUGCUGUUCCAGGGCUGGAGCACAGGCACAGGAAGCUGGACUCUGCUUUGUGUCCCUGGGCUACCUGCAGGCAAGCAAAUGCUGCUUUUUUGGCCUCACUGUUAAGUGCAAAGUGGAAAAAAAGCCUUUACUUCUCCCCUGUCAGGAAAGCAUUUGUUCGUCUGGCAUAAAUAAAAGUCAAAGAAAUUACUGCUUAGUACUUCAGCUGAAUCCUAAUUUCUCUGAGAUUUUCAAUGCAUUAGAAUAAAUGGAGAGAAGUUCAGACUAAUGAUUAAAUUUCAAUUGGUGCUAUUUUUCACAAUAACCUACCAUGCCCUUUAAAAUUAACUUAUGUAUCACAUCUCAAAGUGUGUUGCAAUCAGGUCUUGGGCACAGGCAGGAAAAUUAACUCAGCAAGAGGAAUAGGAUUCUGACCUCUGGUCAGCAGCCUACGAGGAAUCUCUUAGCCAUCUGUAGUAUGUUUUUAAAAAUGGUUGACUGUAAACACUAAAUUAUUGUGCUAUUGGACCUGUACUAUGGUUAACUCUGUUUUACUGUUUCACCUAUAAACAAGAAAAUUAAGUAAUGUGGAAGUCGAAUCAAUUGUAAAGUCAAUACUAUUGCUUAAACUUUUCACUUCUGUGAUUCCCGUGUUUGUAGCACUAGAGAUGUCCACAGUACAUCUGCAGUGUUUAAGUGAACGUUUGCAAUACUUAAUAAAUGUGACUCUACCGCCACUGUA
Taeniopygia guttata (zebra finch) is the source of this 8446-nucleotide messenger RNA. It is a transcript of the gene KLHL23, whose product is annotated as kelch like family member 23. Gene Ontology annotation, molecular function: protein binding. The record is from RefSeq and is a predicted model, not a curated record. NCBI's taxonomy places the organism in Eukaryota, Metazoa, Chordata, Aves, Passeriformes, Estrildidae.